Messenger RNA from Cladophialophora yegresii CBS 114405, 2052 nucleotides. RefSeq lists its product as uncharacterized. Gene Ontology annotation, cellular component: membrane. Lineage: Eukaryota; Fungi; Ascomycota; Eurotiomycetes; Chaetothyriales; Herpotrichiellaceae. The transcript has a single exon. The record is from RefSeq and is a predicted model, not a curated record. Bases 1 to 2052 code for a protein of 683 amino acids. Gene Ontology annotation, molecular function: cobalt ion binding; magnesium ion binding; magnesium ion transmembrane transporter activity. Gene Ontology annotation, biological process: metal ion transport; transmembrane transport.
AUGACACACGGCUCGCAUGUCCUCUCCUCCUCGAAGCGCGCUUCGGUCGACUCGGAAGACACGUCGCAAAGCCCUCUCGCGCGUCACUCCCGAGACCAUGGACAUAGACCACACUUGCACGAUCUGGAAGCGCAGAACCAUGCGGCAGAAAGCCUCCAUCCCCAUGUGAGAAUUCAGGACAACCCAGAGCACCAUCAACAUGCAGCAGACGAGGAUACCCAACCUCACUCGCCCCGAAUUCUGCAUCGCACCGAGACCGUCAUGUCCAAAGGUUCGAUAAAGUCCCUGCGGCGGAGAGGAAGAGCAGAUACCGCCAAUGUCAUCUACGGUCCGGCCGAGAUGGGCAGGUCAACGGGCUGGACGCCGGGCCAGGAGCCUGGUAUUGACACGAGCGACCCGGCUCCUCCGUACAGUCAGGGCAACGCGGUUGGCGGAGACUCAGCGCACCUCGAGAAGCUCAAUCAGCGGUGUGAGAUCACAGUGGUGGACUUCAGCAAUGAGGCGGUCUCGACAACGGACCUUGACAAUGACAAUAUCGAGGACUUUCUUCAGAAAGGGCCCCCAGGCUGGAGCGACGUCCGAUGGAUCAACGUCAAUGGAUUGUCAUGGGACGUGAUCCGAGUACUAGGGAACCACAAGCGGCUUCACCGGCUUGCCAUUGAGGAUCUGAUUCAUACUAAGAACAGGACGAAGGUGGAUUGGUAUAGCGACCAUACCUACAUGGUCUUGCCUCUGCAGAAGCUCAUCAACCUGGAAGAGAACGAUUCGGAUGACAGCUCUGACGACGAAGGCAAGGGCGACUCGAAGUCUGACGUUGCCGAGUCUGAAUACCGCAGUAGAGUCAUCACCGAACACCAGAGGAGGAAACGCGAAAACAAGCGAAGGAAAGGAGCUAUUCUCUCACUCAUCGAGGACUUGCGGAAGCCCAUGAAGAAGAAAAGGAAACGCGGGUCUGGCUCCGCCGAUAUCAUGGAGGGCCUACAGCCUUCAAACAGCUUCAAAAACAAUAAAGUGGGAAUCCCGUGGGCGCCCAGGAACAUCCGUACCAUGCAACGCUAUCACGCCGGGCCCAACCAGGACCGCAUUGACUACAUGGAGCGGCACGCCGUCCUCAGUCCAAAGGGCAUCGGUGUCUCUAUGGAACAGGUGUCGAUUUUUCUCUGCGCCGACAACACCGUCAUCUCCUUCUUCGAGUAUUCCGCGCACGAUGUUCAAACACCCAUCAUCCGCCGCCUCCAAUCACCGGGGACCAUUCUGCGCCAAUGCUCAGACGCCAGCAUGCUCUGCCAAGCUAUCCUCGAUGCGAUAAUCGAUCUUGCCAUCCCUGUAACGACGGCCUAUCAAGAUGCAAUAGGAGACUUGGAACUAGACGUGCUCACAGACCCCGACAUACAUCAAUCCAACGUUCUUUACAUUCUCACCUCGGAGAUUGCCAUCCUGCGCAACGCAAUCGCGCCAGUCGUUCAAUUCAUCGGCGCCCUGAAAGACCACAAAACAGAUGCUCAGCCUGCACCGGCAACCCAUUCGCGCGUCGCUAGUCCCGCCGCGUUCGAGCCACACGAUCCUCUCAGCAAAGCCACGCCCCAGGAGUUGAAGAAUCCGAAUCUUCGGAAACAGUUCUCCUCGCCACCUCUUUUGAGUGGGGUACAGAUUUCUCCUCUGACGAUAACUUACCUCGGCGAUGUGGAAGACCACGCGUUGCUGAUUCAAGACUCUUACGAUCAAAUGCGCCGUAAUGCCGACAACCUUGUCGACUUGAUUUUCAACACGGUCUCGGCGUACCAGAACGAAUCCAUGAAACAACUCACCAUCGUGACCUGUUUCUUCUUGCCCCUGACCUUUUUGACCGGCUAUUUUGGACAGAACUUCGAGCGCUUCAAUGGCGUGCAGCAUCACAGCGAUGCCUUUUUCUGGGUUAUUGCUGUGCCAGUGUCGGUGGUGGUGUUUUUGUUGCUGAUGAGGGAUGUCAUGACGAGAUGGGUGGUGAGGUGGGCGAACAAGGCACUUAUCAAGAGAGGGCGGCGGCGACGGUUGCAGUCUGAUGGGAAAUGA